This is a messenger RNA of Staurois parvus, 328 nucleotides long. The record is from the annotation of a GenBank genome assembly. NCBI's taxonomy places the organism in Eukaryota, Metazoa, Chordata, Amphibia, Anura, Ranidae.
GUCCAUCUGUGAAAUUUCCUUGCUACUAAAUAUUCCACGGUCAACUGUUAGUGGUAUUAUAACAAAGUGGAAGCAACUGGGAACAACGGCAACUCAGCCAUGAAGUGGUAGGUCACACAAAAUGACAGAGUGGGGUAAGAGCAUGCCGAAACGCACAGUGCACAGAAGUCGCCAACUGUCUGCAGAGUCAAUAGUCAAACUUCAUGUGGCCUUCAGAGAGCUUCAUGGAAUGGGUUUCCAUGGCCGAGCAGCUACAUCCAAGCCUUACAUCACCACAUGCAAUGCAAAGCAUUGGAUGCAGUGGUGUAAAGCACGCCGCAACUGGACU